AUGGACAAUAGCAUCAAGAGACCUUUUAAGAAUUCAAUACCUUGGAAGAGUUCAGAGGAGGUGAUACUAGGGGAGCUUGGGGAGAUGAUGGUUGCAAUGCUGCCCAAUGAUCUUCCUUUCACCAUUUUUGUCCCAUCAGAAGAAGCAUUUGAACGUGUUCUAAAACUGAGAGCCAGCGAUAGCUUAACUGAACAGAAGAUAAAUGAUACAUAUGCCACCAUCUCUCGCAUAAUGGGUUUUUCUGCAGUUCCUCAACAUCUGCCUUCUGGAGCAGUCCCUUUGCACAAAGAAAAAUCUUUUGAUUCUAUAUCUGGAUUUAGAUUAUAUGCUUGGAAGGAUGUUAAAGGAAAUCUGGUUGUUAAUGGUGUCAGAUCAGUAUGUGUUGAUGUCAGAAAAGCUGAGAUUGUUGCGCAUAUCAUGAGUGGGGUGAUUAUGGAUGCAGAGUUUGAGCAGUCAUUUUCUUCUGAUUAUGACUGA
Messenger RNA from Elaeis guineensis (African oil palm), 477 nucleotides. RefSeq lists its product as uncharacterized. NCBI's taxonomy places the organism in Eukaryota, Viridiplantae, Streptophyta, Magnoliopsida, Arecales, Arecaceae. The record is from RefSeq and is a predicted model, not a curated record.